Molecule: messenger RNA, 2711 nt
Organism: Rosa chinensis
Lineage: Eukaryota; Viridiplantae; Streptophyta; Magnoliopsida; Rosales; Rosaceae
Product: E3 ubiquitin-protein ligase WAV3
Exons: 4
Coding region: 169-2457 (762 amino acids)
Molecular function (GO): RNA binding
Source: RefSeq, a predicted model, not a curated record
GUUUAAAGUAGUAGUGUGUAGUGGUGUGCGCAGGAAGCUAAACAACUCCUUCACUCCCAAGUUCUCCUCCGACUCCUCAUCCAUAAAAUCUCAUCGGCGUCUCUCACAAUUUCCAACCUCUCUCCAAGAAGAAGGAAAGAGCUUUUGACCCAGGUGAUCACUCCGAACAUGUUUUCGUCUAUGGAUACUGCAUCUGUUCAAGGUUCUGUUGCUGGUGGGCUUGGGGAUCCUGAUCGGAUUUUUUUUGGUGGAUUCCCUUACUACUUUAAAGAAGAACAGAUCAGGGAGUUGGUAGAGUCCUUUGGACCCCUUCGCAGUUUUGAACUAGUGACAGAUGGAGGCAGAGGAAACAACUCAGUUGCUGCCCAUUGCGUUUACCAGGAUGUUUCAGUUACAGACAUUGCUUGUCAUGGCCUGAAUGGGAUUCGAAUCGGUGCCCAGACACUGAUUGCUAGGCGUGCUAAUCAUGGUGCCAACCAGCAGCCGGAACCACAUUCUUCUUCUCAAGAAAAUUGCAGUAUUUGCUGGUGUAGCCUGACAACUGGCCAAGGCCAAGCGAUCUUUACUGCUGAGUGCUCCCACCGUUUUCACUACCCUUGUAUUGCCAACAAUGUCCAGCAUGGAAAUCUUUACUGCCCUGUCUGCAGAGUAAAAUGGGACAAGAAUAAUGUACCUUUCCAAGUUCCUCCUCCUCAACAGACCAGGAUCCCUUUCAGGCAGUUCCCAAUGCCGCAGCAACCCCAUUGGAAUUAUCCUCACCUCCCAUAUCAGCAGCCGCAUUGGAAUCCUCCUCAGUACCCAUUUGAGCAGCAACCCCAGGACCCUCCUGAGCCACUUACCUUCUCUGAUGAUGAACCUCUCCAGUCAUUGACCUCACCUGUUCAAUCCUCCUCCCACCAGAGUGUGAUAGUUAAGACUUAUGCAGAGUUCUCUGCUAUCUCUGCUGUGGAAUCUAGCUCAAAGUUUCCUGUCCUUGUCAGCAUCCGUGCACCACCCCUUAAGGAUUCUGAGGGCCAUGGUCGUACUCCCAUUGACCUUGUAACAGUUCUGGAUGUAAGUGGCAGCAUGACUGGCUCGAAGCUUGACCUUGUCAAGCGUGCUGUCAAAUUUGUCAUAGAAAACUUGGGGUCUUCAGACAGACUUUCUAUUGUCUCAUUCUCAUCAAAUUCUAAGAGAGUUCUUCCUCUCCAAAGGAUGACUGCUGAUGGCCGUGAAAGUGCCAUACUAGCCGUCGAGUCUCUUAGAGCAGGUGGUGGAACUAACAUUGCCGAAGCACUCAAGAAAGGAACUAAGGUCCUUGAAGAUCGAAGGGAAAGGAACCCAGUUGCUAGCAUCAUCCUCUUAUCUGAUGGCCAAGAUAACUACUGUCGAAGUGGAAGCCAAAUAUUGAACCAAUUGCCUGCUUCCAUUCGUUCUAGUGACAUGCAACAGGAAAUCCCAGUCCAUGCAUUUGGAUUUGGCCAAGACCAUGAUGCAAGCAUUAUGCAUGCCAUUUCUGAUGCAUCCGGUGGUACCUUUUCAUUCAUUGAAUCUGUUGGCAUGAUACAAGAUGGUUUUGCUUUGUGCAUUGGUGGUCUUCUCAGUGUAGUGGCUCAGGAGCUUCGCCUCACAGUAAGGUCAGCAUCAGCUGGGGUGAAGAUUGUUUCAAUACCAUCAGGGAGACAUGUGAGCCAGAUUUCUGAUGAGGGCCAGCAAGGUGUAGUUGAUAUUGGAAAUAUGUAUGCAGAAGAGGAGAAACAAUUUCUGGUCUACCUGUUAGUUCCACCCUCAGCUUCACAUGUUAAGAUGCCAUUGUUAGAUGUAACAUGCGUGUACAAAGAUCUUGCUUCAAAUGAGUUGAUGCAGGUGCAAGGUGAGAGAGUAGAGAUACUGAGACCUGAGGUUUGUUCCCCUGCAGAAAAGGCAUUGUCUUUGGAGGUUGAUCGACAGCGGAACAGAAUUGUGGUGGCUGAAACUAUUGCAGAGGCACAAAGGUUGGCUGAGAUGGGAAACCUGGAAGGUGCACGGGCACUUUUGGCUGAACGAAGAGCAACUGUCUUAGCAUCAGCAGCAGCUCAAGCUGGGGAUGGUCUCAGUAAUUUGUUUGAAACUGAGCUUAGAGAAGUCAUGGAGAGAAUGGCAUCUAUGGACUUGUACGCUAACUCAGGGCGUGCUUACGCUCUCGCAGGGAUGAGUUCUCAUUCUCGACAGAGGGCUUCAGCUAGGGGUGACACAAUGACCUCAUGUCUCUUUGCUGCCUCCAACCGUGUGAAUUUCUCCAGCGGUGGCAAUGCCUUAAUGCAGCAGUCAGGUGCCUCUGCUUGUUUUGGGGCCCCUGCAGGUUUCGGUGGUGCUAGUUUUUCAUCCAGUGCCGCUCCAGGUGGAAGUCAAUGCUCUUCUGCAGUUGGUGCUUUUGAAACACCUGCUAUGGUUAGAAUGGUAGAAAAAUCACAGAAGAGCAAUCAAUCUGGGCAAUAAGUUUGACUGCGCACGUAUGCGCUUGGAGUAAUAAUUCUGAGUUUCUGGCAGUAGUAACCUUGAGGCUGCUAGUUCUUUCAAACUGUUGUUUUUGUUUCCCUUUGAUGGUAGAUUGACUUGCUUGGGAUUAUGAAUGUUACUAGUGUUGCUAGAAGUUGAAUAACAGAUUCUGGGUUUGUAUUAGGAUGGUUUGACAAGGCUUCUCCUUGCAUUUGUACUUUUUUUUUUGUAUAGUUCAGUACUUCAGUUUCCAA